Molecule: messenger RNA, 1616 nt
Organism: Octopus sinensis (East Asian common octopus)
Lineage: Eukaryota; Metazoa; Mollusca; Cephalopoda; Octopoda; Octopodidae
Exons: 2
Coding region: 108-1577 (489 amino acids)
Source: RefSeq, a predicted model, not a curated record
CGUUACAUUCGCCUAACAACAGCGUAAUAGAUAAACAUCGAAAUAGUCAAGGUAGCAACAGAAAUACAUCUAUAACUGUCGACCAGUUUUAGAGUAAUUUUACAGAUAUGAAAUCAUUCAUAAAGAGGAUAAAAAGAAACAGAUACUCCAGUGUGUAUAAGUACAAACCUGAUAAUACGUCAUCAUCAUCAACAUCACGCCAAAGUCCAAAUUUUGCCAAAGUUUUGUCCUCGACCAAUAAUUCUUCUGCUGUUGGUGCGAAUAUGGGAAAUCCAACUAAAUUCUUAUUACCGAUACUGAAGAAUCUAGAAACUGAAGACCAGCAUUGUCCAUCAUGUUGUCUUCAUUUUCGUCAUAAUUUACCAGGAAUACCAUUUUCAAACGGGAAAACACAAUCUGAAACCAAAUACCUGAAGCACGCGUGUACAUGUUCAAAUGAUAAUAAUCGUAAUAAUCAUUAUAGCGGUAUGACAUUUAUUUCGAAGGAACUUACCGAUACCUGCGCUAAAAGUAAUUGCGAACCAAGUGAUCUAAUUACAAAAGAUCUUAUGCAUACCUGUUAUGGUUUUGAUCAAAUCAAAGAUAAUAAUUGUAAUCACAGUGAUUGUGAUAGCUUAAGUAUUACAUCUUACUCAGAUAUGUCAGAAUUUGAAUACUCCGGUAAACAAGUCCCAUACGAUGAAUCGUUAAAUGUGGGGAGGAAUUCUAUGAACCCCUUGCAAAAUGGCUUUAUGAUUCCAAAUGAGCAUAAACCGACAAAUUGUGGAUUAGAAUAUCAUAUAUCUGAUACCGAUCAAGAGACAUCUCAAUUUAAAUCCAAAUCAAGUAUGAUGCGUCAUAUUUUCUUUCCGCACCUAUCCCAGUAUAACGACGAGAGACACUUCGACUUGGCUGAAAAACAGCAUUCUGGGAAAAGGGAUUUGGGGAAGCGAGGUGGACUGUUGAAGCCGAUAGAAAAAGCUAUGAAGGAGAGAACCAUGUUAAAACCAGUCACUAGGUCAAAUACAUAUUUUGGACAAGAACCAUGUAAACGGAAGAAAAACAACACGGCUAAUGCAAGGCAGAGACAAAGGAUUUAUCUCUGUGAAACGAGACGAGACAAAAGUGUUAUCAAAGAUCCGAACUCCAACAAAAACAUUGUGUUCACAUCGGAUGCAAUUUCUAUUGGUGACCACAUAGGAAUCUCACCUGAUUUCAAAGAGAAUUUGCCAAACCAAGUCAACUAUGAAUACGAGAGUCAAAACGUUUCACUCAAUGGUAAUCGAGUGUUCCAAUGUUACGCUUCUUCGGUUAACGAAGUUGAACAUUCAUUGAAAAGCAGAGAUGAUAGAAUUCUCUUCGGCAACAAAGAAAUCAACAGUUUUAUCAGCAAUAUGAACGCCACUUCAAAUGGUCUGGGAGCAGAUUGUUUAUCAAAUAUCUCAUUAUCUAAAAGAUUUAAAGUUAUACCCAAUGAGCAAAACUCACCUGAUCCCGUAACAGUAUAUUCAGCUCACCCAAAUACCAAUUGUAAAAAGAACACUAGCAAAUUCUCUUGUAUUUUUGACACGUUUUUAUGCUGCAAAAGAAAAAUUUAAGAUAAAGUUAUUAAAAUAAAAAUUUGUCGUUACAUUCAU